Molecule: messenger RNA, 333 nt
Organism: Venustampulla echinocandica
Lineage: Eukaryota; Fungi; Ascomycota; Leotiomycetes; Helotiales; Pleuroascaceae
Product: putative Yippee-type zinc-binding protein
Exons: 2
Coding region: 1-333 (110 amino acids)
Cellular component (GO): ubiquitin ligase complex
Source: RefSeq, a predicted model, not a curated record
AUGGGCCUCUCAUAUAACGUCUAUCUCAACAGCCGUAAGAUCUACGGAUGUAAGAACUGCAAGGCACAUCUGGGGGACCAUGAUGAUAUUAUGUCAAGGAAUUUCCGCGGCCAGCACGGCAAAGCCUACCUUUUCAAUAACGUCGUAAACGUAACAGCCGGCGAAGCCAGCGAGCGCAACAUGACGACCGGCCGCCAUAUCGUGCGCGAUAUCCAAUGCCAGCAGUGCAGCGAGACGGUGGGUUGGAAAUAUGAUAAGGCGUUCGAGGCAAGCGAGAAGUAUAAGGAAGAUAAAUAUAUUCUAGAGGCGGAGUUGCUGUGCAAUGUUACGUGA